Molecule: messenger RNA, 2145 nt
Organism: Vanderwaltozyma polyspora DSM 70294
Lineage: Eukaryota; Fungi; Ascomycota; Saccharomycetes; Saccharomycetales; Saccharomycetaceae
Gene: QNS1
Product: glutamine-dependent NAD(+) synthetase
Exons: 1
Coding region: 1-2145 (714 amino acids)
Biological process (GO): NAD+ biosynthetic process
Cellular component (GO): cytoplasm
Molecular function (GO): NAD+ synthase (glutamine-hydrolyzing) activity; glutaminase activity; ATP binding
Source: RefSeq, a predicted model, not a curated record
AUGUCUCAUCUAAUUACAGUUGCAACUUGUAAUUUAAACCAAUGGGCAUUGGAUUUUGAAGGUAAUAGAGACCGUAUCUUAGAGUCCAUUAAAAUUGCUAAAGAAAGAGGUGCUCGUCUACGUGUUGGUCCAGAAUUAGAAAUUACAGGGUAUGGUUGUUUAGAUCAUUUUUUAGAAAGUGAUGUCUGUUUGCACUCUUGGGAAAUGUAUGGCCAGAUUAUUAAAAAAAAGGAAACUCAUGGCAUAUUAUUAGAUAUUGGUAUGCCAGUAUUGCAUAAAAAUGUCCGUUAUAAUUGUCGUCUGCUAUCUCUAGAUGGUGAAAUCCUAUUUAUUAGGCCAAAAAUUUGGCUGGCAAAUGAUGGUAACUAUCGUGAGAUGAGAUUUUUCACACCUUGGAUGAAGCCUGGUGUCGUUGAAGAAUUUUUAUUACCACCAGCCAUUCAGAAGGUCACUGGUCAAAAGUUUGUUAAAUUUGGUGACGCUGUAAUUAAUACUUUGGAUACUUGUAUUGGUGCCGAAACUUGUGAAGAAUUAUUCACCCCACAGUCACCACAUAUUUCAAUGUCUUUAGAUGGUGUUGAAAUUAUCACAAACUCGUCAGGUUCUCACCACGAAUUACGUAAAUUGAAUAAAAGACUAGAUUUAAUUUUAAAUGCUACUAGCCGUUGUGGUGGGGUAUAUUUAUAUGCCAAUCAACGUGGUUGUGACGGUGACAGAUUAUACUACGAUGGUUGUGCUUUAAUUGCAGUCAACGGUAAAGUCGUUGCACAAGGUUCUCAAUUCUGCUUAAAAGAUGUAGAAGUUGUUACAGCAACUGUCGACUUGGAAGAAGUAAGAAAUUAUCGUGCUGCAAUUAUGUCACGUGGAUUACAAGCAUCUUUAACAGAAACAAGAUAUGAAAGAAUAAAUAUCCCAGUCGAAUUAGCUCCAAGAAAUUCAACUUUUGAUCCAACUGUAAUUCCUUCAAAGGUUCGUGAUAUCUUCUACCAUACCCCAGAAGAAGAAAUUGCACUUGGUCCUGCUUGUUGGAUGUGGGAUUAUUUGAGACGUUGUAAUGGUACUGGGUUUUUCUUACCAUUGUCAGGUGGUAUUGACUCAUGUGCUACCGCUGUCAUUGUCUAUUCGAUGUGUAGGUUAGUUGUUAAGGAAGCAGCUGAAGGAAACCAACAGGUUAUUAUCGACGCUCGUAAAAUUUCACGUAGUCCAGAUGACUGGUUGCCAACUAAUGUUCAAGAGUUUGCUGGUAAGAUUUUCCACACCUGUUUUAUGGGUACUGAAAACUCUUCUACAGAAACCAGAUCAAGAAGUCGCGAAUUAUCUGAACGUAUAGGUUCCUAUCAUGUCGAUUUGAACAUGGAUUCCUUGGUGACCAGUGUUGUUUCCUUAUUCGAGGUUGCAACAGGGAAGAAACCAAUUUUCAAGAUUUUUGGUGGCUCCCAAAUUGAAAAUCUAUCGUUACAAAAUAUUCAAGCACGUCUAAGAAUGGUAUUGGCUUAUUUAUUUGCCCAACUUCUACCUUGGGUACGUGGUAUUCCAAAUUCAGGUGGUUUAUUAGUUCUUGGUAGUGCCAAUGUUGACGAAUGUCUACGUGGUUACUUAACUAAAUAUGACUGUUCUUCUGCUGAUAUUAAUCCAAUUGGUGGUAUUUCAAAAACUGAUUUAAAACGUUUCAUUGCCUUUGCUUCAAAAGAAUAUGAAAUGCCUAUUUUAGAUGAGUUUUUGAAUGCUACUCCAACCGCUGAAUUGGAACCUAUAACAAAGGAUUAUGUUCAAUCCGAUGAAGUUGAUAUGGGUAUGACAUACGAAGAAUUAAGUGUUUUUGGUUACUUACGUAAAGUUGAAAAAUGUGGCCCAUAUUCUAUGUUCUUAAAGUUACUACAUCAAUGGACUCCGAGAUUAACACCAGCACAGGUUGCUGAAAAGGUUAAAAGAUUUUUCUUCUUCUAUGCAAUCAAUAGACAUAAGCAAACUGUUUUAACUCCAAGUUACCAUGCAGAGCAAUAUUCCCCUGACGACAAUAGAUUUGAUUUAAGACCUUUCUUGAUCAACCCAAGAUUUAACUGGGCCUCCAAAAAAAUUGACCAAGUUGUAGCCCAAUGCGAAGGAAAAGAAGUUCCUCAUUUAGACAUUUUAUCAAUUGAUUGA